GACGAAUCAGAAGCAGGCAGGGGCGUUCCAGACAACUCUCCAAUAUUCCCACGUGAUUCUCGACGGCAGUUCCAGAGCAGGCGGCUGAGACGAUGGAUCGUACGGCGUGGUUGUGCGUUGUCUUGGCGACAGGCGUCCUCUGCCUGAGCUUGGCGCCGGCGUGUGGAGCCCACGACCAUGACGAAGACGUCCUGGACGAUGACCUGGACCUGGACCUGGAGGGAGGCGACGAGGAGCUGGAGCACGACCACGAUGCCCCGGCGCCUCCCAAAACACCGCCUACUCCCACUGUGACCUACAAAGCUCCGGAGCCAAUGGGAGAACACUACUUUGCUGAAUCUUUUGACCGCGGAACGUUGGACAGCUGGGUGCUAUCCAGUGCCAAGAAGGACGACACCGAUGAGGACAUCGCCAAGUACGAUGGCAAGUGGGAGGUGGAGGAGAUGAAGGACAGCAAGCUACCCGGCGAUAAGGGUCUGGUCCUUAAGUCGCGAGCCAAACAUCACGCCAUCUCCGCCCUGCUCCUGCGACCAUUCACUUUUGACACCAUGCCGCUCAUUGUUCAGUACGAAGUGAACUUCCAGGCCGGCAUCGACUGCGGCGGUGCUUACGUCAAGUUGCUCACUCAGGCGCCUGAACUGGACCUGUCCCAGUUUGUGGACAAGACGUCGUACACCAUCAUGUUUGGACCAGACAAGUGCGGUGAGGACUACAAACUGCACUUCAUCUUCAGACACAAGAAUCCCAAGACGGGCCAAUACGAGGAGAAACAUGCCAAGAAGCCCGAUGCUGACCUGCGCACAUACUACACCGACAAGAAGACACACCUUUACACUCUUGUGCUGAACCCCGAUAACACGUUUGAGAUCCUGGUGGACCAAACGGUGGUGAACAGCGGCAACCUGCUGACUGACAUGACCCCCCCAGUCAACCCUCCCGCUGAGAUCGAGGACCCUGACGACCAAAAGCCCGAAGAUUGGGACGAGAGGCCCAAGAUACAGGACCCAGAUGCCACCAAACCUGAAGACUGGGACGAGGACGCUCCCGCUCAGAUUCUCGACGAGGAUGCCGUCAAACCCGACGGCUGGUUGGACGAUGAGCCUGAGUACAUCGGAGACCCAGAUGCGGUCAAGCCCGAGGACUGGGAUGAGGACAUGGACGGCGAGUGGGAGGCGCCUCAGAUCCCCAACCCGGCCUGCGAGGCGGCGCCUGGCUGCGGCAUCUGGAAGCGCCCCACUAUCGAAAACCCCGACUACAAGGGCAAGUGGAAGGCGCCCAUGAUCGACAACCCCAACUACCAGGGCGUGUGGAAGCCACGCAAGAUUGCCAACCCAGACUUCUUCGAAGACCAGCACCCAUUCCGGAUGAGCGCCAUCAGCGCCGUGGGACUGGAGCUGUGGUCCAUGACGUCCGACAUCUUCUUCGACAACUUCCUGGUCACUGACGACCGCAAUGUGGCGGAGCGCUGGGCCAACGACGGCUGGGGCCUCAAGAAGGCGGCUGAGGGCGCUGCUGAGCCAGGUCUGGCGGCUCAGAUGAUGAAUGCGGCAGAGGAGCGUCCUUGGCUUUGGGUCGUCUAUGUGCUGACCGUGGCUUUGCCACUCAUACUCAUCGUCGUCUUUUGCUGCACCGGAAAGAAGAAGAGCGAGGCCCCGGCCGCCGCGGACUACAAGAAAACAGACGAGCCUCAGCCUGACGUGAAGGGGGCCGAAGAGGAGAUCAAAGAGGAGACCAAAGAGGCGGACAAGAGCAGCCCAGACGGUGAGUGUGACGGCGAAGGUGUGCAGGAGGAGGCCAACGAUGAAACUCCUGCCGACGAAGAUGAUGUGGAAGGCGACCAGGAGGUAGAGGAGAAGGAGGCGUCAGCUGAGGAGAAGCUGGAGGAUGACAUACUGCGGAGAUCUCCCAGGAACAGGAAGGUCAGAAAGGACUGAUCAGUCUCAACCUGGAGUCCACCCCCCUCCCUGUGCCCUUCCCUCAUCUUUGGCCGCUCUGCCUUCACUCGGAAGCGGGCGGAAAAAGAAUGAAAGCGAAAAGCGCAGAUGAUUCCAGCGCCGGCAGGACUGACUUAGAUGUAAGGUUUUUUUUGUUUGUUUUUGUUAUUUUAAAGAGAUUAUACAAGUCCAUUGCAUCUUCCUGCAUCAUUCCGAAACAAAAUAUGAGAGCGAACUCCAACCCAAUGCACUGGCGGAUGGCCAAUCAGACGACACCGAGAGGAUGUCACACACUUGCUAAUCAGCCUCAUUUGCGUUGAAACGGUGAAUCAAAACCAACAGUCUGUGGAAUGUAAUUUGGUAGUUUAGCCACUGGCAACCAUUUCUUAUGAUUGGCAUGUAUUUGACAUGAGAAAAAAAAAACUACUUGCAAAAGGUACUUCCACAGUUUAAUUGUUCCUCCUGCCAAGCAGUGAAAGAGCAUGUCAUUGUUGUUCCUGACACUAAAGGUCACUGGCAUAGAUGGGUGAACAAAACAUAUUAUGUAGAGUAACUCACCGUUUUCAUGAUUUCGCUCGUUUAAUUUUCAUUUCACCACAAUUGAGGAAAUUGAAACGAUAGGUCGCCAUCUCCUUCUCCUUUACAUUGAUGACAUCACUUCUUGUCACAUAAUUGAGGAAAUUGAAACGAUAGGUCGCCAUCUCCUCCUUUACAUUGAUGACAUCACUUCUUGUCACACGUAAAUCCAUCAUGAGAUUGCAACGAAAUCUGAGGGUUGAUGGAUAACAUUUCUAUUUUCUGGUUUGAAUUUUUUGUUUUGUUUUAAUUAUUUGAUCGAAUCCUUCAACGUAGCUCUGCACUGAACAGGAAGUGGCUGAGUGUGGCAUAUCAUGUUUUGAGGCGUCGCUCUGUCCGUGCAUCUAUUUCAUUAGCUAUUUAGCUUAGCCCGAGCCAUGGAACUUGAGUCGGGUCCCCCCCCACCCCCCUUUUUUAAUUUUAUUUUGUGUUUGUAUUCGGCUACUUAUUCCCUAUACGUAGUGGAAAUUUUACGAACUAUUUAGGUUUGCAAAAUAAGCAUCCCGAUAUAGUGAAUAGGUAGUGGGGAAUGAUUUUGAACACAUUCGCUACAUUUGCAUUCAUUCACUCAUUCCUGACUACCUAAUCUUGAUAUCAUGAUUAUAUAAGGGACCGUGGUAGUUCCGAAAGUCUUUUGGUCCAUGGCGUCAUUGUCGCCAUCAUGGUGAUAUCUCCUGCUAACACACUGUAUGUCAGGUCCACUCGCUAAAUGCUGCUUGGUUUUUUUUUUUUUGGAUUUUUUUUAGUUUUAGCUUUUUGUGUUGAAACUAAAGCGUUGGCCCAGCCUCUUCCUGGGCUGUACAUGCAGCGUGGCGAGCGAGAUGCCGCCAGAAAGGUCCAACUUUGACUAGAAAUACUGUGACAGACGCUGAUGUGUGUUUUGAUGAAUAAAAAGGCCAAAUGGAAC
Hippocampus comes (tiger tail seahorse) is the source of this 3417-nucleotide messenger RNA. RefSeq names its product calnexin (gene canx). The record is from RefSeq and is a predicted model, not a curated record. Gene Ontology annotation, cellular component: endoplasmic reticulum membrane; endoplasmic reticulum. The coding region runs from base 93 to 1934 and encodes 613 amino acids. Gene Ontology annotation, biological process: ERAD pathway; protein folding. The transcript has 15 exons. NCBI's taxonomy places the organism in Eukaryota, Metazoa, Chordata, Actinopteri, Syngnathiformes, Syngnathidae. Gene Ontology annotation, molecular function: calcium ion binding.